This is a messenger RNA of Penicillium digitatum Pd1, 1401 nucleotides long. Its product is annotated as PAN-1 domain. NCBI's taxonomy places the organism in Eukaryota, Fungi, Ascomycota, Eurotiomycetes, Eurotiales, Aspergillaceae. Gene Ontology annotation, cellular component: membrane. Gene Ontology annotation, molecular function: N-acetylgalactosaminide beta-1,3-galactosyltransferase activity. The record is from RefSeq and is a predicted model, not a curated record.
AUGUCUAGUUCUCCGCGACGAUGGCUCUUCAUCUUUUUUCCGAUCCUUACAUUUUGCUUCAUAUACUAUAUCAAUCGACUGCCUGAAUCCAACACGAAAGCCUUGAAUAAUCCCGAACAAGUUCUUCAAGAUGGUGGGGAAAAAAUUGUGGUAGGAGAGGAGAAGCAGACAAGUCCUCCUUCGCCUCCUCCGUCCAAAGAGGAGAUUUUAGAGGAUAAAUGCGGCCACUUACUACACAAACUCGACGAUGUCAUGGUCGUAAUCAAAACUGGCGCGACCGAAUCCCUUGAAAAAGUCCCCAUCCACCUCCGAACCACGCUAGAAUGUGUCCCACACUUCGCCAUCUUCUCCGACUACGAAGAAACCAUCAACGGUGUCCACACCUAUGAUGUCCUCCGCAACAUUAGCGAGUCAACAAUGAAAAAAGAGCCCGAAUUCGAAAUCUAUCGCCGUUUACAAGAAGUCGGACGCGAGGGUUUAACAAAAGAAGAAUGGGGUGACGACACAAAUGGCCCAUUAGGAAAGGUCAACAACCCAGGCUGGAAGCUUGACAAAUGGAAAUUCCUCCCAAUGAUUGACGAAGCACUAGAAGUCAUGCCCAACGCCAAGUGGUACGUCUUCCUUGAAGCCGACACCUAUAUGGUGUGGCCGAACCUGAUCAACUGGCUGGCACACCUCAACCCAGACCGAAACUACUACCUGGGUAGCCCGAUGCAAAUCGGCGAAACUCUCUUCGGCUACGGCGGGGCGGGGAUUGUCCUUUCCAGCUGGACGAUGAACCUCCUGCACGAGCACCGGAUAGGGGCAAAGGAAGAUCUCGAAGCGAUGACCGCACAGGAAUGGGCAGGCGACUGCGCGCUGGCGCGAGCGCUGCACGACUUAAACGUCGAUCUGAUCUGGGCGUGGCCGAUGAUGACGACGUCACGACCAUGGGAAAUCGACCAUUUCUCCGAGGGAUACGGGCGACAGCCGUGGUGUUACCCUGUCAUUUCAUAUCACCACAUGGCGCCGAGGGAUAUUGAGGAGAUGUGGGAGUUUGAUCGGGCAUUCUUCGCCAGCGGGAAGAACGCACUCAUGCUACAUGCCGACGUUUACCAGAAGCUGGUCUACGAUGGGACUUUCUCGGCUCGCGACGAUUGGGAUAACCUCUCUGGAGUCCAGAUAGAUUUUCCGGCUGGCACGAUUCCUACGCUUGAUGUUUGUGCGGAGGUGUGCGCGCACAACGACGAUUGUUUGCAGUAUUCGUUUAAUCGUAUCGAGGGUGUAUGCAAGCAUGCGUCUACUACCUUUGCGGGUGUUGCUACCAAUGGCACGCAGUCUGGUUGGAUUACAACUCGUGUGAACAAGCUUCUCAAGGCAUUCCAGUCUUCAUGUCAUGAGGUGCAGUAUAUCUUCGAUUGA